UCACUUCUACAAGAGAAAAUAUUGGAGGUUUGGAGAAAAAUGUUAAAGCCAUCAGUACGAUUUCAUCCUUCUAGGUUGGUGGAGAUGAACGGGAAGGAGAUGAACAAGAUGAAGGAAAUUAAGGAGGGGAAGGAGGUGAAGGGAAUAAGAAAAUUAGCUCAAGUUUUUACUUCACAAAAUCUGUCCUCUCAGGAGCAAUGUUUGGAGACUGUACUUCAUUACCCGGACUAUACAGAAGAGCGGAAUAUUGUUGAACUAAACCUGGAUUUCCCGUCAGUAUUCUCCAAGGUCGGAGCAGGAGAAGGUUCUCGCAGAUUUGGUCGAAGUAAGAGCAUCCUUGAAACCAACCAGGGGACGGAUGUUACUGAUGGAGGUUUAGAUUAUCGAAUGCUGUUUGUUUCUAAUCGACCAUUAGAAAACCUGAUAAAAGCAGUUCUGAACAAUGAUUUAGAAAUGAUUAGGAAAACCUUAGACGAACAUGGAGACCUUUUAACUAAAAAUGUUCUUAAGUUUAAGAAGAGAGUUUCUUACAAUAUGCAGGAAAUACAGGCUGAAAAGAGAUGGACAGAUAUUGAGAUAUUUGUAGAUAUUCUUCAGUUUGCUGUACUGCACCGUAAACAUAAACCACUUGCAGUACUACUCGACUAUGUACAGGGGGAUAUUUGCGAAGUUUUAAAUAAACAAAUCAGACUAAACUGCGGUCUGAGAAAUGUAUCUGCCUUUGAUUAUGAGGAUGUAAAACUUGAAAGACGAAAUCUAUUCCAUCUUGCAACAGAAAUAUCUUUGGAUUGUUUGAAGAUACUUCUUCAAUUUAAGUUUACUCCGGACUUAUUGAUCUCAGAAGAUGUAGGAGGACGAACAGCAUUUCACAUUGCUGCUGGGAAUUCGGGGAUGGGAAGCUUUGAGCUGAUUUUUAAUGCAAUCGGUGAUCAAACCAAUAUCUGCAUUAAGAAGGAUAAUGAUGGAAAUACACCUCUACACUACGCUGUUAAAUUUGGCACCUUGGACACAAUGCUCUUUAUUCUGACCAACAUCAGUUCACAAUAUCCAUAUAUUACAAAUAUUGAGAACAUGAAAGGGAAAACUUCUCUCUUCUACGCCAAAGAUCCUAAAAGUGUGUAUAUAUUAUUAAAUUUUGGCGCCAACCCUAUGACAGGUAACUGUGAAGGAAGAUCUCUACUAGAAGAAUUUAUUAAAGUAAAACCUGAGAAUGCCAAGGCUCUGCUGGCUAGUGAAAUAGAUACUAACGGUAAAGAACUGAAUGAUAAAGAUUAUCUAUACGUUUACCAACUUCGGUUGUUUCUGAGAAAUCCUCGGGAUCCCGAAGACGGGGAGGAAAUGGCGGUCAUUUCAAAAUUUGGAGAAUAUAAUCAGAAAAAGUUAUUAAACCUGCCUGGACCGGAGCUAUACCUCCAUCUAAAAUGGAGUAUGAUAAAGCAAUGGUAUUUUCUAAACGCAAUCCUAUAUUUUGUUUUCCUUAUAUCGUUGACAUUACUGGUGUACUGGACUUCAUACUACAAAAACCAUCCCAGAUCCCAGAGUGAACCAACCAACCAGACUAGCUGUAGUCUGGAUAAUCUUAAAUGGUAUUCUAUAGAUUUUGAAAAAAGAUAUUUGAACAGGAUCUGGAUUCUACUUCACGUAUUUACACUCAUGUCUACUAGUGUGGUACUGGUCCGGGAAAUGAUGCAGCUGUGGAGUAAGAAAUCUAGAUAUUUCCGGUCAAAAGAAAACCUCCUGGAAUGUUCUAUCCUCCUGUCCUCACUACUAUAUCUAUUAUGCAUUGCAUUGACAGGAAAAGUAGUGUGUGAAUCUGAACAGGCAGCUGGGGCAAUUGCCUUGUUUUUGGCUUGGUUUGAAAUGUCACUUAUGAUUGGAAGAUUACCAAGUGUUGGAAUAUAUAUUUACAUGUCUGUUAAUGUUAUCAAACAGCUUCUAAAGUUCUUCUCCGUCUACUUUACUAUACUCAUGGCAUUUGCAUGUUCUUUUAGCAUCAUUCUGCCCAAGUCACCGACCUUUGAGAACCUGAUAACAUCUUUUUUAAAAGUGAUUGUAAUGAUGAUUGGAGAGUAUGAUUUCGAAGAUAACUUUAAGAUGGAUAAGGUGAAUAAUCAAGGGCAUGAAAAUGCAAGUAAACCUGAAGUCUUGCGAAACAUAAUAACCCAAGUUCUAUUCAUAUCUCUUGUAUCAAUGGUGUCUAUUACAAUUGCCAAUUUGAUUAUUGGUUUGACUGUGCAAAAUAUUGCAGAUUUGCAACGUAAUGCAGGAACUUAUAAACUUUGCAAAACAUUGGACCAGAUUAAAGAAACUGAAGAUAUUUUUAUCAAAAACAGUAUUUUCAAAUGGUUCAAUCAGAGAAUGGCAUUUUCUAAACAUGUUAACAAGCACAUGCGUCUUUUAUCAUAUUUUAAACACUUGCUUCGAGGCAAUCAGAUAAAUACAGACAAUGUCCAAAUAUGCAUUAACCCACAAGAAUGUACAAUUGAAGAAAAUGCAUUCUCAAGCAACACCUUCAAGACAUAUCUUUAUGAUUCUUCAAAGCUGAGAAUAGAAAAAUAUCUAAAUGCAGAUGUCCCAGAAUGGGUGAUAACCAACACCAAAAAAGCAUUGGAGGAAAAGCAGAAGAUUCUAGAAGAGCUUGAUAUAUUGUACAGAAACUUUACUAACUCUACUAGUGUUGCAUACAACUUCAGCUAUACACAGGAAACACAAAGAUUAUCUAAUGCUCCGGUCCCCUAUGAGUGCCUAAUGAGCGGGGAUACUAUUGGUUGUGGUGAGAAGGAAGAACUGCUCCUGGAGCUGGAUAGAUUAGAUCAAGCGUCAAACCAACUCCGGAGAAGACUCUCCUCCCUAGUCCUGAAUACUGAAUCAAAUGCAUAGUAAAAUAAUAAUUGUAAAAUUUCUAGUGAUAUUAAUGCAAAUAUUUUGUUUCAUUCAUUUAUCAACAAAAUACAUAAUAGUUGACCUUUA
This is a messenger RNA of Eurytemora carolleeae, 2970 nucleotides long. RefSeq lists its product as uncharacterized. Bases 40 to 2880 code for a protein of 946 amino acids. Gene Ontology annotation, molecular function: monoatomic ion channel activity; protein binding. The record is from RefSeq and is a predicted model, not a curated record. Gene Ontology annotation, biological process: monoatomic ion transport; transmembrane transport. Lineage: Eukaryota; Metazoa; Arthropoda; Copepoda; Calanoida; Temoridae. The transcript is spliced from 16 exons. Gene Ontology annotation, cellular component: membrane.